This is a messenger RNA of Botrytis byssoidea, 96 nucleotides long. RefSeq lists its product as uncharacterized. NCBI's taxonomy places the organism in Eukaryota, Fungi, Ascomycota, Leotiomycetes, Helotiales, Sclerotiniaceae. The record is from RefSeq and is a predicted model, not a curated record. Bases 1 to 96 code for a protein of 31 amino acids. The transcript has 2 exons.
AUGCAUCUACCUGCGCCGCUGUAUUUCCAAGUUUCUAUUAAAAUGUUACACUACUUGAAGGGCAAAGUCGAAGAUUCUAGUCUCAAUGAAUCAUAG